This is a messenger RNA of Tyto alba (common barn owl), 2246 nucleotides long. RefSeq names its product INTS3 and NABP interacting protein (gene INIP). NCBI's taxonomy places the organism in Eukaryota, Metazoa, Chordata, Aves, Strigiformes, Tytonidae. The transcript is spliced from 6 exons. Gene Ontology annotation, cellular component: nucleus; nucleoplasm; SOSS complex. Bases 369 to 683 code for a protein of 104 amino acids. The record is from RefSeq and is a predicted model, not a curated record. Gene Ontology annotation, biological process: DNA repair.
GGGAGGGGAGGGAUGGGAUGGCGGUGAGGCCACCGGGCUGCGGCUAGAGGCUGGUGGGGGGGAAGGGGCGAGCGCCGGAGCAGGAGCCCUCGGGCAGUUGCAGCAGCGUUGCAGCUCGGGGACCCGCAGUUCCGGGGUGUAACUGUUUCCUGGUCUCCGCUUGAAACCUGACCGAGACAUCUGAUCGCGUUUCCCGCAGGAUUCAGUGCUCCCAUCCCUCCCCCUCCACCCGGCUGAGCUGGAGCUCCACCAGUGCACUUCACAGCCUGGCACCUUAAUGGCAACAGAAGUUGAUGGUGGCCCGAGGUAUUUGUGGGCAUAAAAGAUUUGAGCUGCAGCUGUAUAAAACAAGGGCUGAAAAUUAAAGAAUGGCAGCAAAUCCUUCAGGCCAAGGUUUCCAGAAUAAAAAUAGGGUUGCAAUCCUGGCAGAACUAGACAAGGAGAAGAGAAAGUUACUUAUGCAAAACCAGUCUUCCACAAAUCACCCUGGAGCCAGCAUUGCACUUGCAAGAUCACCGCUGAACAAGGAUUUCCGUGAUCAUGCUGAGCAGCAACACAUCGCAGCACAGCAGAAGGCUGCACUGCAGCACGCACAUGCACAUUCCUCAGGAUACUUCAUAACUCAAGACUCUGCGUUUGGAAAUCUUAUUCUUCCUGUCUUACCUCGACUUGAGGCAGAAUGAGGAAUGUUUUUUCUCAGAACUGCAAGAUCUGAUUUUUGUCCACAGCAGGAACUGUCUGACCUUUUAAUUUCUUUACUUAUCUUAAAACCUAUUUUUUCUGGAUUUUUGUGGUUGCCUUUUGGGAGUGUGAGCUCUAAUGAUGAAAAAGCAAUGUUGAACAGCAGUUCUUACUCUGUAUUUCUAUUCCUCUGUCAGUCAGAGGUAAGACUUCCUUGAUGUGUGAAGUGCAUAGUGCUUGCUCUUCCCUGUUUCUGUGCUUCCUUUAAAGAAAUGUCCAAACCCAAGUCAUCAAGAGAUGCACACUCUGUCAGCAUUUAUGUUUCUUUUUAUUGUGUACAGGUACUAUAUUUGACUUUGAUGAAAGACAAAAGUUACUUUUGUCCAUCAAAACAGACAUGAAUCUAUCAAUCAAAUGCACCAGUCAGUUGUUUUUGUUGGGUUUUUUACUUUUUUUUUUUUCCCUUUUCUGUGUGCAGGAACAUUACUAGUGUACCGUUUGCUGUUGUAGUAUCAUCUGGUCUCAAGUCCUUAGAUACAGUGUGCCUGCCUCUUAUUUUGUUUUGUGAAACACGAAAACAAAGUGGGGAAAAAAGCAAUUGUUUCAAACAGUCUUUUAACAGACAAAGUUAAAGAAGUCUUUUAAGUUGUCAACAUUUCAGAUGGAAAGUGUUUGCAAGGACAAUUCAGCUUAAAAGAUCAUAUUUUUCUAGUCAUGCCUUUUGCAAUACCUAGUGUGUUUCAUUUUUGUUUGCUUUUUUCCUUGUUGUUUUUAUCGGUGGUAAUCAAUUCCAGCUCCAUUCUGAAAGACAAUAUAUUGACCUUAAGGUAAAUUAUUUUGUAAUUGUGAUCAUGCUACCAGCAUUAAGUAACUUGGAGUGAAAAAGUCGUUACCUAGAUGUUCUUAUAUGUCCACAACUUUACUAAUGCAGUUAUGCUAGUAUAUUAAUUGCUUUACGUAUGGAGGGAAGUUUUAGAAAACAAAAAGAACAAGAGAACUUAAGUGAGAACUAGAAAUCAGAAAGCAACUGUUUAAUUGGUGCCCAUUUGGUGCAGCUCUGUCCUUUUCAGAAACUUAGCUGUCACACGGAGUUUCUGGGGUUGUAGUCUACAGAUUUCCUUAGUGACAUUUAGGGUAACCUCUUUCUGGUCUGUCCCCCCUGCAGGGGAUUGCUGAACCCAGUAAGCACUACUGAACUAUAAGCCCUGUUAACAAUUUCAUUUGUCAUGAGUACAGAGUGAGGGCCAAGAGAUGAGUUGCAGGUAUGAGGAAAAUGGCACUGCUUUCAUGUACCUCAGCUGAGUACAGACCCUUGUAGAAGCUGUAGCAUUACUGAAACAUUUUAAAGGAAGAAAAUCUUGUGGAGGAGGCCUGACAGAGCUUAAAGAUGUGCAACUGUAACAUGAGCUAUUCAUAUCGUGUGCUUUUUGUGAGGGGUCUGAUGUGGUAAAUCAUAGGAACCAUGAUGGGUUUUGUGGGCAAUGGAGAAAGAAGUACUGUCAUUUCUGUUUUCGGUGGUUGGCUUUGCAUAGCUUUUUAAUCACCAAGAGUAACUUUACCAUGAA